Molecule: messenger RNA, 3738 nt
Organism: Pungitius pungitius (ninespine stickleback)
Lineage: Eukaryota; Metazoa; Chordata; Actinopteri; Perciformes; Gasterosteidae
Gene: hcn1
Product: potassium/sodium hyperpolarization-activated cyclic nucleotide-gated channel 1
Exons: 8
Coding region: 387-3215 (942 amino acids)
Biological process (GO): sodium ion transmembrane transport; potassium ion transmembrane transport; regulation of membrane depolarization
Cellular component (GO): axon; dendrite; HCN channel complex
Molecular function (GO): voltage-gated potassium channel activity
Source: RefSeq, a predicted model, not a curated record
AUGUGCCAGUUAAACCGCAGUGCCGUGCGAAGUGAGACAGAAGCACAGAGCUUUGGGCGGCACACAGCCGGGGCCGUCGGUAGAUGGCGGUAACCCAAGAAACCUGAUCCACAGGGCUGUCGGGGACUCAGUCUCAGUUUGCAGCACUCCCACCGAAGGCAGAGGAGCUGAACAGUUUGAAGGGCAUUAAUAAAAGAAGCAGGAAAAAAAAAGAACUCCCCCCCCCCCCCCUCCCCAAAAAAAUACCCCAAGGAGAGCGCACGGCGGUUCCUCUCGAGUCUUUGCGCGCAGCCCGCCCGAGCCGGACGCGGAACGCUUUUUUUUGCCACGAAAGAAGAAGAAGAAGAAGAAGAAGAAAAAAAACACCCGGGACAACUAAAGACACCAUGGAAGACAAAUCGAAUUCCUUCUCCAGCAACAAGGAGGACAAGGCGGAUGGGAAUAAUGUUUUUCAGAGGCAAGACUCGAUACAGAAGAACAACACGGGGAGCCAGAACACGAAGGAGCACAGCAACUCGGUGGGCUUCAAGGGGGAGCGGGAAGAGGCCAUGGUCGGUUUUGACGAUCUGGACGAGGCGGGCAAUCGACACGGUUUCAUGCAGAGACAAUUUGGGGCCAUGAUGCAGCCCGGUGUCAAUAAGUUCUCCUUGCGGAUGUUCGGCAGUCAGAAAGCCGUGGAGAAAGAGCAAGAGAGGGUCCAAACGGCCGGAUACUGGAUCAUUCAUCCAUACAGCGAUUUUAGGUUCUACUGGGACUUGAUAAUGCUCAUCAUGAUGAUGGGGAAUCUAAUCAUCAUUCCUGUGGGAAUAACCUUCUUCUCAGAGCAGACCACCACCACCUGGCUGGUGUUCAACGUGGCCUCGGACACCAUCUUUCUGGUCGACCUCGUCAUGAACUUCAGAACGGGGAUCGUCAACGAGGAGAGCUCAGAGAUUAUCCUCGACCCCAAGGUCAUCAAGAUGAAUUACCUGAAGAGCUGGUUCGUGGUGGACUUCCUUUCCUCCAUUCCAGUGGAUUAUAUAUUUUUAAUAGUGGAGAAAGGCUUCGACUCGGAGGUAUACAAAACGGCGCGCGCCCUGCGAAUCGUCCGGUUCACCAAGAUCCUCAGUCUCCUGCGUCUGUUGAGACUGUCCCGACUCAUCAGAUACAUCCAUCAGUGGGAGGAGAUUUUCCAUAUGACCUAUGACCUGGCUAGUGCGGUGGUAAGAAUAUUUAAUUUGAUAGGGAUGAUGCUGCUUCUGUGUCACUGGGAUGGCUGCCUCCAGUAUCUGGUGCCUCUCCUCCAAGACUUCCCUCCUGACUGCUGGGUGUCCCUAAACGGUAUGGUUAAUGUUUCCUGGGGUAAGCAGUACUCUUACGCCCUCUUCAAAGCCAUGAGCCACAUGCUGUGCAUCGGGUACGGGGCCCGGGCCCCCGUCAGCAUGUCCGACCUGUGGAUCACCAUGCUGAGUAUGAUCGUGGGCGCCACGUGCUACGCGAUGUUUGUGGGACACGCCACGGCUCUGAUUCAGUCCCUGGACUCCUCGCGCAGGCAGUACCAGGAGAAGUACAAGCAAGUGGAGCAAUACAUGUCCUUCCACAAGCUUCCAGCCGACAUGCGACAGAAGAUCCACGACUACUACGAGCAUCGCUACCAGGGCAAAAUCUUUGACGAGGACAACAUCCUGAGUGAACUCAACGACCCCCUCAAAGAGGAAAUUGUCAACUUCAACUGCCGUAAGCUUGUGGCCACCAUGCCUCUGUUUGCUAACGCCGACCCCAACUUCGUGACGGGGAUGCUGAGCAAGUUAAAGUUUGAGGUCUUUCAACCCAACGACUACAUCAUCCGAGAGGGCACUGUCGGGAAGAAGAUGUACUUCAUUCAGCACGGGGUUGCCAGUGUCAUCACCAAGUUCAACAAGGAGAUGAAGCUGACUGACGGAUCGUACUUUGGAGAGAUCUGUCUGCUCACCAAGGGCAGGCGAACGGCGAGCGUGCGCGCCGACACCUACUGUCGACUCUUCUCCCUCUCCGUGGAUCACUUCAACGAGGUGCUGGAGGAGUACCCCAUGAUGCGGCGCGCCUUCGAGACGGUCGCCAUCGACCGAUUGGAUCGCAUAGGGAAGAAGAACUCCUUGCUGCUGCAGAAGUUCCAGAAGGAUCUGAACGCCGGCGUUUUCAACACGCAGGAGAACGAGAUAUUGAAGCAGAUCAUACGUCAGGACAGGGAGAUGGUGAUGAUGGUGGACCGCAAGCUGUCAGUCACCGGGAUGAACUCAACGCCAAUGUCAGGAAACUCCAUCAUUAACUCGCCAGCCCAGCCUCCCUUCCCCACCGCCUUCGGCACCAGUCAGCUCCAGCAGUCCUCUGUUCCCCUGACCUACAGUGCUUCAGCUAUCGCCAACGCCUCCGCUGCCCGCAUGCUGCCAGCCGCCGCCGCCGCCGCGGCGCAGGGCGUCUACCCGGCUCCAAGCCUCUCCCACGGCAGCCUGAAUUCGUCCUCGCUCAUCGCUCAGACCCCUCUGCAGCAGCAGCAGGGAGCCAUCAUGUCGCCCUGCUCCUUCACGGCCGCCAUGUGCAGUCCGCCCGUGCAGACGCCUCUGGCCGACCGCAGCUUCCAGUACAGCUCGCGCACGGCCUCCCAGCUGUCGCUGCUGCAGCAGCCCCUCGCUCAGCCGUCCCUCCCCACCCAGCAGCAGCAGCAGCAGCAGCAGCAGCCGCCCGCCGCGUCGGCCGUGGCCGCGGUCACCGGAGCGCAGCAGCCGUCGCCCCAGCAACAGCGGGUGCCCUCACCUCAGCGGGGGGAGGUCCACAAGAGCACACAGGCGCUGCAGUCGGGAAGCCUGAGCCGAGAUGUCAGACAUUUGUCGGCCUCGCAGCCGUCACUGCCACACGACACGUCUCUGGGGCCGCGGGCGCACCCGGCCUCGGGAGACUCCCUGGCCUCCAUCGCGCAGCAGCCGGCGGGGGCCGCCGCGGCGGUCCAGGGGAUGAAUCCGCAGAGCGGCAUCCGCACCACGGUGCCGCAGCGGGUCAAUUUAUUCCGCCAGAUGUCGUCAGGAGCUUUGCCCCCGGUGCGCUCGGCCGCGGCAGCGGCGGCGGCAGCGGCGGCGGCGACAGCAUCAUCAUCAUCGUCCUCAACCCAGCACAGGGAAUCCCCUGGAUCCAGGAGAGAUUCUGUCCUGAGCAGUACAGACACUGAGCAAGACAAAAUGCGUUUUGCAUCAAAUUUAUGAUCCCAUUUUUCCCUUUUCAUUUUUUAAAAUUUUGAUUCAUUUUUAAAAAUGGAGAUACAACAAAAGAGAUCAAGAUUUGGAACUUCAGCAUUUUUGUUUCUCUCCAGUUUUCUUCUAAGAUAACCUCAUAGAAACCCUUGUACAUACAAUCCCUUGUAUUAUAUUUUAGACAAAUUGUCUCCCUUAACUUAAGAAUGUAUAUUAUACAGAUACAUCUCUCUUUUAUUUUACGUCAUAUAUAUAUAUACAUAUACAUGUAUGUGUAUAUAUAUAUGUGUGUGUAUAUAUACAUAUAUAUAUAUAUACCGCUGUGUGUAUGGAUGUGUGAGAGUGUGUGUGUGUGCGAGUACGUGACUGUGUAAAAUCCAACUAGAAUAUUUGGCAAUGGCAAUUUAAAAGCUGUAGUAUAAACAUGAGUCUUCCUUUCUGAGAAAUAUAAAGAAUUAUAUACAAUGUAUGAUGUUUAUUUAUUUUUUUUAUUUCAUUUUUGCUUUCAUUUUUUUAAACUCGAAUGCAUUGUGAA